AUUGCAAGCACUGAGCUAGUUCAUGCUAAAAGUGCAGCAUUAGAGAUGACGAUGAGGUUUCUGUUAGCAGCUCUGUUUACGGGAUGGUUGUGCGUCGAUGCGGUUGUAGCCAUGGGAGUCAUUGGAAGAGCUACAUCUUAUAACCCUCCUUACAUCCCUACAAAAUGCCCGGGAUACAGCAGCGAACAGUUUCCAGAGAAUGGUUUAAUUGCCGCGGUAAGCCAAGCGCUGUGGGACAAUGGAGCGGCAUGUGGUAGGAAGUACCAAAUCCAGUGCUUGAGCGGCCCCGGGUACUCGUGCAAAAACGACGCUACAGAAGUAGAGAUUGUCGAUUUGUGUGAUCCAUGCCCGGCAAUGAUGGCCUUAUCUAACAUAGCAUUUGAGAAAAUUUCGAGGACCCCCAACGCCACAGUCGGCAUCAAUUUUGCUCAGUAAUUUCUAUCUCAUACAUCAUAAUUAUAUUCAUUCCUUCUCAUGAAAGGCAUGUAGGAUAUACAUGCAGUCUUAUACUGAAUCUUACUGAUCUUGAUCGCCUCUCCAAUGGGCAUGCAGGAU
Magnolia sinica is the source of this 555-nucleotide messenger RNA. RefSeq names its product EG45-like domain containing protein. Bases 46 to 435 code for a protein of 129 amino acids. The record is from RefSeq and is a predicted model, not a curated record. The transcript is spliced from 2 exons. Lineage: Eukaryota; Viridiplantae; Streptophyta; Magnoliopsida; Magnoliales; Magnoliaceae.